Purpureocillium takamizusanense is the source of this 177-nucleotide messenger RNA. RefSeq lists its product as uncharacterized. The record is from RefSeq and is a predicted model, not a curated record. Gene Ontology annotation, biological process: translation. The transcript is spliced from 3 exons. The coding region runs from base 1 to 177 and encodes 58 amino acids. Gene Ontology annotation, molecular function: structural constituent of ribosome. Gene Ontology annotation, cellular component: mitochondrion; ribosome. NCBI's taxonomy places the organism in Eukaryota, Fungi, Ascomycota, Sordariomycetes, Hypocreales, Ophiocordycipitaceae.
AUGGCCAAGAAAGCCAAGGCUCGCCUGAUCAACGUCCGUCUGAUCUCCAUGGCCAUGACCGGCUUCUUCUACACCUUCAAGCGCCCUCGGACAUCACCGAUGAUGGGUAUGCUGAAGUACGACCCGAUUGUCCGCAAGAAGGUGCUGUUCCUCGAGACGAAGAAGAGGUCCAAGUGA